Messenger RNA from Ochlerotatus camptorhynchus, 939 nucleotides. RefSeq lists its product as uncharacterized. The transcript is spliced from 2 exons. The record is from RefSeq and is a predicted model, not a curated record. Lineage: Eukaryota; Metazoa; Arthropoda; Insecta; Diptera; Culicidae. The annotation marks the transcript as partial. Gene Ontology annotation, molecular function: nucleic acid binding; zinc ion binding.
AUGGAUUGUUUUCGUUUUGCUGGGGUUCCAUUCCAGCAUAUGUUUUCACUACAAAUUGGACGUCGGGGUGAAUGCCGUGUAUUGGCUGAAACCUUGGACGGAUUUAAAUGUCUUCUCAAGUAUCUUACUGAGAAGAAGCACAAAUUUUUUACUUACGACACCAAAACUGAACGUGUGUUCAAGGUUGUCAUGAAAGGACUGCCCAGUGGUGAAUCCCUGGAUCAGAUCAAAGAUGAACUGGCAAAAUUACUUGGAGUUGUGCCACUCCAAGUAAUCAAAAUGAAAAUGAAAUCCCGUCCUGGCGAUUCGCGCAACGGGAUUUCUAAUGAUUUUUAUUUAGUUCACUUCAAGUCUAGUGAACUAAACAACCUUAAGGCCUUAGAAAAAGCUAGCCUUAUGCUCCAUGUCCGAGUGAAGUGGGAACACUUCAGGAAGACUGGAGGAAAUUUCCAAAACCUCACCCAGUGCCGUAAGUGCCAGGGAUGGGGUCACGGAACUAAAAAUUGUUACAUGCCAGCUAAAUGCAUGAAUUGUGGUGAUUCCUCUCACGCAAAGGACGACUGUCCUGUGAAGGAAGAUCCUAAGAAAUUUAAAUGUUCAAAUUGUGGUGAAAACCACAAAUCCAAUUUUUGGGAAUGUAAGACUCGCAAAGCGAUCCUACAAUCUCGUUCUAACCGUCAGGUAGGAAACGCUCCACGUUUCCGACCAGGUACAAAUUCCUCUGCUGUUAACAACGGUCAGCGAGGAACAAAUUCUACAUUCGUACCCGUAGGUACAAAUAUCUCCCCUGCUUCAAAUGUUUCAUCUGUACCUACUCCCCUCGCUGCUAACAAUGUUCAGCGAGUUAAUGGAGCUACCUAUGCUGCUAUUGCAGCGGGUAGAAAUCAAAAUACUAACCAACGUUCUAAUGGAAAUUUUGACAAUUUUGACUUAGGAAGC